Messenger RNA from Ictidomys tridecemlineatus (thirteen-lined ground squirrel), 4579 nucleotides. It is a transcript of the gene Cd93, whose product is annotated as CD93 molecule. Gene Ontology annotation, molecular function: calcium ion binding. The record is from RefSeq and is a predicted model, not a curated record. Lineage: Eukaryota; Metazoa; Chordata; Mammalia; Rodentia; Sciuridae.
CUGUAGCAUACCAUUUAGGUUCCUCAUGUGGAUGGGAAAGGAGAACUGAGCCAAAAUAAAGCAGCCAGUAUCUCUGAGCCGCACAGUCAUCCCCCCGCGUUGCUUUUCCACAGCUCCGAGCCAGGGACCCAGCAAAGCCGCCGGGUUCCUUUUAUGAACAACAAAACCGUGAUGAAGGCAACAGGAGUCAGAAAUCUAUUCACUGCAGGAAGCCCCAGUAUCCGGUGAGAAAUAAGAAGUACAAGAGCACAGGAUGCGCCUUGGGUCAGGGGGAUGUGAAGAGCCUGCGGUCUUUGUGUCCUUCUCUGGGCUGGAGCUCGUGCUGCAGCUCAGCUCUCAGCUCCCCUCAGCGCACAGCUGGGCGCCGGGAGUCUAAGCUCCAGUGACUGCUGUCCCUGUGGGGCUUCUAGCCUCUCAUUGAGGGGGAACCCAGAGGACAGAAUGGCCACCUCCAGGGACCUGCUCCUGCUGCUGCUCCUAGGCCAGGCCUGGGCGGGGACUGGAGCUGACCCAGAGGCUGUGGUGUGCGCGGGGACUGCCUGCUACACGGCCCACUGGGACAAGUUGACUGCCACGGAGGCCCAGCACCACUGCAGUGUGAACGGAGGCAACCUGGCCACGGUGAAGAGCGAGGAGGAGGCCCAGCACGUCCAGCGAGCCCUGGCCCAGCUCCUGGAGUCACAGAAGAGCCGUGAAGCAAAGAUGGGCAAGUUCUGGAUUGGGCUCCAGAGGGAGAAGGGCAAGUGCUUGGAUCCUAACAAGCCGCUGAAGGGCUUCAGCUGGGUGGGUGGAGGGGAGGACUCCCUGUAUACAAAUUGGCACAAAGAAGUCAAGCACUCGUGCAUCUCCAACCGCUGUGUGUCCCUGGUGCUGGACCUGUCCCUAACACCCCUCCCCAGCCGCCUCCCCAAGUGGUCUGAUGGCCCCUGUGGGACCCCUGGCUUUCCAGGAAGCAAUAUCGAGGGCUUUGUAUGCAAGUUCAGCUUCAAAGGCAUGUGCCGGCCCCUGGCCUUGGGGGGUCCAGGCCAGGUGACCUAUAGCACCCCCUUCCAGGCCACCACCUCCUCCCUGGAGGUUGUGCCCUUUGCCUCUGUGGCCAAUGUCGCCUGUGAGGAUGGGGCCGAAAGUAAAAGUCAUUAUUUCCUGUGCAAGGAGAAGGCCCCCGAAGUGUUUAACUGGGGCAACACAGGUCCCCUCUGUGUGAGCCCCAAGUAUGGCUGCAACUUCAACAACGGGGGCUGCCAGCAAGACUGUUUCGAAGGUGGGGAUGGCUCCUUCCGCUGCGGCUGCCGGCCAGGGUUCCGGCUGCUGGACGACCUAGUGACCUGUGCCUCUCGGAAUCCUUGCAGCUCCAGCCCGUGCAAAGGGAAGGCCACCUGUGUCCCCGGACCCCAAGAGAAAGACUAUACGUGCCGCUGCCCUCAGGGCUUCCGUCUAGACUCCAGUCAGCUGGACUGUGUGGAUGUGGACGAAUGCCAGGAGGCCCCCUGCGCUCAGGAGUGUGUCAACACCCCUGGGGGGUUCCACUGUAAAUGCUGGGUGGGCUACACGCCUGGUGGCCCCGAAGAGGAGACCUGUUGGGAUGUGGACGAGUGUGCCCUUGGCCACUCGCCCUGCGCCCAGCGCUGUAUCAACACGGAUGGCUCCUUCCAUUGCUCCUGUGAGGAGGGCUAUGUCUUGUCCGGGGAGGACAGCACCCAAUGUGAGGAUGUGGACGAGUGUUCCGACCCCAGGGGCAACCCUUGUGACAGCUUGUGCUUCAACACGGAGGGGUCCUUCCACUGUGGCUGCCUGCGGGGCUGGGAGCUGGCCCCCGAUGGGGUCUCUUGCAUCAUGAGCCCUGUCCCCUCAGGAUCACCAUCUGGGCCUCCCCAAGAGGAAGACAUGGCAGACACAGAGGGGAGCACUUUGCCUUCUACCACGACAUCCAGCUUCCCCAAGGACUCUGAGAACACCUCCGAGGGCACACCCACCACAAGGAGACCGUCCCUCUCAUCUAAUGCCCCCACUACCUCGGCCCUUCUGGAGAUGUCAGCCCCCAGUGGGGCCCCUGGCAUCUGGACAGAGCCAAGCACCCACCUCCCUAUAGCUGUAGCUGGUCAUGGCAAGGCUACAGAUGAGAAUUCUGUGGCUACCCAGAGCGACUCUGGCACCGACGGUCAAAAGCUGCUUCUGUUCUAUAUCCUGGGCACAGUGGUGGCCAUCUCACUCUUGCUGGCUCUGGCUUUGGGGCUUCUGGUCUAUCGCAAGCGGAGAGCCAAGAAGGAAGAGAUAAAGGAGAAGAAGCCCCAGAGUGCAGCUGAUAGUUACUCGUGGGUACCAGAGCGAGCAGAGAGCCGGGCCCUGGAGAAUCAGUACAGUCCAACACCUGGGACAGACUGCUGAAGUUGAGAUGGCCUCAGAGAUACAAUCAGCUGCCACCAUCCUUGGAGCUUUAAACUUCUCCUCUGAAGGGGAGAUCUUUGGAAAGACAGGACUGGAAUCUUAGCCAACAGUCAUACAACUUAACAGCCUGGCCACCUGGAGUGUGCAAGUAUUUUCUACGUGCAUGUGAUAUUCCUGAUGUGCCAGCUGUGUGUUGGCCUGCCAUUGUGGCAAUAUUGUCAGUAUUUAUUAAUAUUUCUCACUUGUUCUCCCUUUUUAAAUUCAAUCACGGAUGAUUUCCUUUCUCUCCCCUGUUGUGGAUCCAGGUUGGAGAGAUCAGGUGCUAAUGGGGCUCCCUGAGAAUGACUUUUUCUGAUCUCUUCAUUCAUCUAAGAGAAAAAGUAAACUAUGGAUGCUAAUUAAGACUGAAAUGAUUUGUCCCUCUUCAUAUGAGAGAAACUAAGUCUGUUAAUUAUUUAAUUAUAGGAGAUGCUUACUUUUUUUCUUUUUUGCCAAAGGCAACAUAUUCAGUGUUGUAAACCCUUUUCUACCCCGUCACAAGUCCUGCUGAGGUUGGUAUUGUUGAAAUCCUUUAGAAUGACAGGAAGUACAACUCACUGCUUAGUUUGCAAGGAAGUAGGAAUUUUAGACAUUGCAUCCCCUAGUUGAUAAGUUUUGGAUAGUCUUGAAUUUAUCUGUAAGUGAGUGGAAAAAUAUGAGAGAAGUUGCUAAAAGCAUUGGUGAAAGUGUAACCUAACUGGUUAGAGUGAGGCCAGGGAUCUGAUUCACAAAUAGUUGAACCAGAUCAUCAGAAUGGACUGAUGUUAAUGAUGUUAACACAUACUGGACUACUGAUGGUAUGAAUACGAUUAAGGCAGGAAAAAAAAAAAGUCCAAGGACAACUCCAGGCCCAGAGUCACCCCAUAGGCAGUCCUGCCUCCACUCCCAGUACUCUGUGUUCUGAUGCUUUGGUUGUAGAUGGAAGAACCCUCAGAGUUCUGACUGUGUCUGAAGGAUGUAGGAGGGAGAUGUUAGGCUGUGUUUUGGGAAAGUUGUCGUCUGAAAGCAUUUUAGCUCAGUUUGUAGUUCAUAGUCAAUAGUGCAUUGGGAGAACUUGACUCCUGAUUUGUGGGUGUGGCACACAACCAAAUUAGGAAUCAGUCACACAGGAUUCUUAAGGGGCUUUUGGCCCUGCCCUUUUCUCUUUUCCUUAAAAAAAGGGUGGGGGAGGGAAAGAGAUAGUAACUAAGGUUUUGCAACAGCAAAAAGUGCUCAAAACCCAUUUUUAUUUCAGCUUCAUUUCAAAAUGUAUGCUAGCAAAGAUUUCCACUCUCCAUCUCAUGGUGACAGUACUCUUUGCAUAUAGCUCUGCUAGAGUCACUGGAAGUUGGGACGUUGCCUGAGGUUGCUGGGAAACCUCAGGUCUCCUGGAGGCUUUUUUCUACCUCUGGGUAGGAGAGCAGACAGGAGGGAACAUAUCUCCUUCCAAGGAUUCCAAAGACUUUUCCUCUCAGAACAGGAUGCCAGAUUGUUUCUGGUUUUACCUUAGACAUCAUCCAUCCUGGAGGUUGACACCCUGUGGAUUAGAUGUGAACAGCUGACAGGUGUGUGGCCUUCAGAGUUACAUAAAUAUGCUUUAGUCGAUUUUGAAAUGUAGGUGUUAUGGUUUAUACAUAUAUCCAUAUGUUAUAUAUAUAUACAUGUAUGCAUAUAUAUAUAUAUUUUUUUUUCUUAAGAAAAUAGAACACCCCAAAUGGGGAGGAGAAUACGUCAAAGAUGGAGGCAUUUAAGGGCUUGAUAGGGUCUCUGAAACUUCUGCUUUUUAAAGUUAUCUCAUGAUCUCCAGUUUUCAGUUGGAAAUCGGGUGUCUCAUCCUGAAAGGAGAUCAAGGUUGUGUCCAUUUGGCAAGGACUUUUGGCAAUGUAUGGAAACCGUAGUCCAUUGCAUGGGAACCAACAUCAGCCCAUUCUAUGAUUUUAAAGACAUGGCGCUUAAGUGAAGUAAACAAAAAUGCAACACCUUUUUUUUUUCUCUAGGACUUUAAAAUUCUUGCCUUUCUCAUUUGGGGUGAGGGAAACAUUCCUGUUCUAGCUUUCCACAGUCCCUGCACCGUUUGUGUACAGACCUUGCGAGCCUUGACUUCUCUGAGGUCACCCUGGGGAUCUUCUUGUUUCUGCGGCAUUCUGACUUUUCACACAGCACAGCCUCAUUUUCU